UUCCCGAAGCGGCUCCGAAGGAAGUUCUCUCGGCCGUGUUUCUCGCUUCCAUCUGCUGCUUUUUCGCCGCCGAUCUUCGCCCAUCUUGAUCGAAAUGAACACACAAGACUCUUCUUUAUAGAUAUCUGUGAUUAUUUUGUCUGGAUACAAAGAUCUCUUAAGGAAGAGGCGCAAAACGGAGCUCUGAAGAUGAGAAAAGGGAUCUCGGACACCGCGGUUCGAUCAGCCUCUCUUCCUGAGCAGAAUAUGGGCCUGAUUUCAGGAGCUGAUCGGCUUUCUGCUGUUUAUCCGCCACACAUCCAGAUGAUCACACCGCCUUCACAGCCUCAUCAUGUCCGGGUGUCUUCUUCAUCUGGCAGCUUGUACACAACUCCUUUACAAGGAUCUGCAAACAGCACCGGGUUCAGACCUGCUUUAGGACGACCUCCGGCCAAAAGGCGUUUGGAGCUGGACGUCGCAGAUCACCAAUACAGUGAACCGGCUCGAACGCCAAGGGGUCGCCGAGCACCUCUCCAAAUGAAGAGCCCAAAAGCUCCUAAAACCCCACCCGAGAAGUCGCGCUAUGAUACAUCCCUUGGCCUCCUGACCAAGAAGUUCUGCCAGCUGCUGGCUCAGUCUUCUGAUGGCGUGUUGGAUUUGAACCAGGCUGCCGACACGCUCAACGUCCAGAAGAGACGCUUGUAUGACAUCACCAACGUACUGGAGGGCGUGCGCCUGAUCAAGAAGAAAUCGAAGAACAAUAUCCAGUGGCUGGGCUCGACUCUACCCUCAGAGUCGGGGUUGCCGUGUCCACUCGGCCCUCUGCAGACUCUGAGCAGGGAGAUGCUGGCCCUGCGAGACGAGGAGAGACGACUGGACGAGCUCAUUCAGGCCUGCACUAACAACGUGCAGCACAUGACUGAAGAGAUGCACAACCAGAAGUAUGCCUAUGUCACGUACCAGGACAUCCGGAGAAUCAAAAGCUUGCAGGAUCAAACUGUAAUUGCUGUUAAAGCGCCAUCAGAAACUAAACUGGAGAUUCCUGAUCCAAAGGAGAGUUUACAGGUGCAUCUGAGCAGUUCGAAAGGCCCUAUUGAUGUGUUCCUCUGCACGGACACCAGCGAGUCCAGCAGUCCCCUGCGUAACGGUGUGGACGUGAACGGAAACGACGCCUCCUUCCUCCGAAUGUCCAGAGAAGACACCAAAGACACAGAAAUGUCUGAUUUGAACCAGUCAAACAGUAGCGUGACGCAGACCACCAUGGCACCCUUGUCUCCCUUGAGCUCAUCUCUGUCCUCCAUCCUGGGGCCAUUCGUGACGCUCUCUCCUGCGCUGCUGGGAGACGAGUACCCACUGGGCAUGGACGAGGAGCAGGGCAUCAGCGACCUGUUUGACUCCUACGACCUGGACAUGCUGCCUCUGGACGAGCUGCUCAUGGUGUGAGCCUGCAGGUGAACAGGAGAUGGGUGUGGGGUUUUUUUGUUUGCUUGUUUUUUUUUAAAUAGGGAGGGAAUGGACUUGCAUGAUGAGAUGCGCUGGUUGAGUCUGGAUCAGUUGGACUUUUGGAUCGCCAGUCACGAUUUGUAGUUUUGAUAUUUUUUUUGGUUUGUUUUUUUCAUUCUGUAAAUCCAGAGGAAAUGUGUUUUUUUGUCUUUGUAAGCGUGAUGUUUGCAUAGUAUUGUGGAUGUUGAAAGCUUCUUGGACUUGAUGUCUGCAGUUGAGCCACAAAGCUACAACCUGGUAACCAGGUAGUUUUAUUUUGUCUCGCAAACCUGGUUUGCUUCAGCAGAUUCGUCUGACAUUUCCAGACAAAACAAAUUUCCUGCAUAAUAACUGCACAAGGUCAAAACUUCACAGUGCAGAACGACUUUCAUUUCAGGUCUCAAUUUCUACUUGGGUAAAAUAUGAAGCUAACUAUUGGGACCUUAUGUCUUAAACCCACUUUUGUGUUAAAUAGGAUCUCACACUAGCAAGCAACAGGUGAGUGUUUAUUUUCAGUGCAGGUGCGUGCUACAAUUACAAAUCAUAAAGCAGCACUUGAAUUAAGAUUUUUUUUUAAGCUAUAAGGUGAGACAUCAGCUUGAAUGAUUCCUCCGGCAAAUCCUAUGGUUCGUAUGAUGGAGCUGCAAUUGUUUCCCGUUUAUAGAUUGAUGCACAAAAAAAUGGAAGGAAAAAAAGCAAUAUGACAUGAAACAAGACAAUAAAAUGUAUCAUUACACACAACACUGCAGUUUCAUCUUAUCCUGAAAUAAAGCUUGGAAGAAAGUCGCAGCAAUCACUGUAGUCUCUGGCGGGCAUGUAACGACAUAUCAUGUGACGAUAAAUCAUGGUACAGCUUUGACUAUUCGAAUCAGGUGAAAUAAAAAAAAUCUCUUA
Molecule: messenger RNA, 2355 nt
Organism: Neoarius graeffei (lesser salmon catfish)
Lineage: Eukaryota; Metazoa; Chordata; Actinopteri; Siluriformes; Ariidae
Gene: e2f3
Product: E2F transcription factor 3
Exons: 7
Coding region: 190-1422 (410 amino acids)
Biological process (GO): regulation of transcription by RNA polymerase II
Cellular component (GO): RNA polymerase II transcription regulator complex
Molecular function (GO): protein dimerization activity; DNA-binding transcription factor activity, RNA polymerase II-specific; RNA polymerase II cis-regulatory region sequence-specific DNA binding
Source: RefSeq, a predicted model, not a curated record